Molecule: messenger RNA, 2043 nt
Organism: Penicillium nucicola
Lineage: Eukaryota; Fungi; Ascomycota; Eurotiomycetes; Eurotiales; Aspergillaceae
Exons: 1
Coding region: 1-2043 (680 amino acids)
Biological process (GO): nuclear envelope organization
Cellular component (GO): nuclear envelope; meiotic nuclear membrane microtubule tethering complex
Molecular function (GO): protein-membrane adaptor activity
Source: RefSeq, a predicted model, not a curated record
AUGACACCGAAACGCGCCACGCGCAAGGCUGAUGGGGCCCCUCAGCGGCGCGUCCCCGAGUUUCCAGAGGCAUACCUCGAUACAGCACCUGAGCAAUACCUACCUAGUAUUCCAGUCGGACAAUCAUGGAAUUAUGGCGCUCCUACUACAACAAGCAUGCCUCGGCAUAACGUGGUGCAAGCCAAUAUAGGCAUCAAGGAUCUGGCCGCAGCAGUUGAUGCCAAUGUUGAGAAGGCCCAGGUGCGCGCCAAAAAGGCCGCUGCAAAGACCACAAAAGCUGCUCCGAAACCAAAGGAGACACCAAAACCGAAGGCGACUCCGCGCCCGAAGGCUGCCCCAAAGCGUGCGCCAACACCCGAUCAAACACAGCUUCAGGACGCCCUCCAGCAUGCCACAAUGUCACCUACAGGCUCGGACAAGACCCCCACACCUCCAGUUAAACGUGCCGUCUCUUCAGAGCCCAGUCCCGAUGUUGAACCUCCAACACAGCGCCGUCUAUCUCAGCUAUCAAACCCGAAUUCUCCGCUCUAUCCAUCACCGAUGCACCGGGCUGGGUCUCCUAAUCGUGAUAAUGUGACGCGUAGCUCGCUUGACCGUCACAGCUCAGUUGACAAUGCUUCUGAGCGGUCUUGGAAUCUGGAACGUGAUAUCAAUGAGGAUGAACUUCAAAGGACGAGACCAGGACACCGUGGAAAUAAUAUUACAGCUCCGCCUCGACGCCCCUCUGGUCUGUAUAUUGUUCCGGAGGAAGACGAGGAUCCAUCGGAGCGUGCGUCUGUGGCCGCGUCGUUUAAUUCUGGCGCUGAUGGCUUCACUGCUCCCGCGCGAACAGUAAUUCCUGGAUAUAUUCGCUCAGUGUCUGUUGCGAGUACUCAAUCCUUUGUUGAACUUAGGGAAGGUUUGCUACGUCGAUGGCGAAGUUACUUUGAGAGCCUUGCGGGAUACCGAAUCAAUUGGAACCGAGCAAUGUCUAUUUUGCUUUUUGCCGUGGGCCUUGUGCUUGCUUUCUCCAGCGGUCUCCCAGGCAAGCUUCAAUCACGCUUGUUUCCAGCGGACGACCUCCUGGACUACUCUGGCAAUAUGUCGGACCCUACACUCCUUAAUGGCCUUCGCCACCAGAUCUCCAGGAUGAAUUCUGAUAUGUCCUCGUUAUCAAGUGAGAUGAGCUCUGUCAAGUCAGAGAAUUCUAAAUAUCGCAACGCCGCUCCUACAUACAUCACGGACUCUGGCCCGCAUCGAAACCCCGUUCACCAAGUGAACUUUUUGGCACUAUCAACUGGAACCCUCAUCGACCCGUUCAAUACUUCCCCAACCUUUGGUAAUAGGGCGCACUGGGCUAUGCGGUCAUGGAACUGGGUCAAGUCAUUCACUCCAGUCCAUGCAGAACUCCGAACACCACAACCACCAAGAGCUGCCCUCUCAGCGUGGGAAGACGCGGGUGACUGCUGGUGCAGUCCCAUUCAGAAUGGAACCCAAUUGUCUGUUUUACUUGGUCACAAAAUCGUUCCAGAGUCACUUGUCGUUGAACACAUACCCGCGGGCGCUUCUCUCGACAUCAAGGCUGCACCCCGGGAGAUAGAGGUAUGGGCUCGAUAUGAAGUAAGCCCUGCCAGGCCUCCAAUUAUGGAACCAAUGCCUCAAGCUACCGGGAUGCUUCCUCGUUUUUGGGCUAUGGCCCCUUCGAAUGGACCAUUGCCACCGAUUCCGACCGAGCCUCCAAACUCCCGGGAUCAAAGCGUAGGAAGCUUGGGUCUUUCAGGACUCGGCUCACUCCACGAAUUGCUGAUGGAAUCUAUUGGCCGGGGCGAUCCCAAAGAACACCCCAGCGCUUACUCCGAUGACUCUGUGCUUGGACCAAAUUUCUAUCGCAUUGGCAAAAUGAAAUACGACAUACACAAUGACGCAUAUACCCAGGCAUUCCCCAUCCAGACAGUCAUCGACAUUCAAGGCAUCCGCGUGGACAAGAUUGUGUUUCGUAUAGCUUCCAAUUGGGGGGCAGACCAUACCUGCCUCUACCGAUUCAAGUUACACGGCCACCAAUAA